GAAAACAUAAGGUUUGCGUUUACGUUUACGUCAGUUGUUUUGACUCUUCAGUGUUUGUGCUGGUAAGAUUUUUUUGUUCAAGUUUUGUUGAUAGAAAUAUCUUGGUCGCUUUUUGAGCACAGGAUACAGGGAGCCAAAUUACUAAAGACUUCAGUGAACAUCCAGCAGAGGGCAUUGUUGUUCCAAAUGUCAACACUCUUAAAUUGAACCAAAUCAAAUGAUGAAUAAUGUAAAAUGUUAUCACUGUAUUUUAAAACUUUUCUCUGUCCUGCCUCACUUUUUAGAUUGGUGCUCUUAUUCCCUUGUAGUGGCCUACCAAAGUGGAAAUCUGCAAAAAACUGGGGUUAUAAUUUGAAUUUAUCCUGUCUCUGACACCACUUUACAGACUCCCUGAGGCCUCUGGUAGACAUGGCUUCAGAUGAACUCCUCUCCGUCAUCUUCAGGGGAUCCUAUUAGCUCAGCCUUGCCUCAGCUGUCCUCUGCUUUCUGACUCAACCACCUGAAUAACAUCUAAGAACCCUGAAGUGAUGGGUGUUCAGCUGGAAGAGACUUUGCACCACCCUUAUGCAUCUAUUCCCUGUGUAUUUUCUGUCUUCUCUCUCAUGCAGCUUUCUGACUUUCUGCAUCUCUAUUUCAGUCUCUCUCAGGCCUGACCACAUAAUGACAGACCUGCUGUAUAUUAAAGGACCCUGCCCUUGAGUCCUCACCCGGUCACCUCCCUUUCCAUGGGCCUUUAUAAGCCUCUCAAACAAGGAGGGGGGCACUACUUUCCAAGGAGGGACAGUGCACUGGCAUCUUGGAGGCUGUAGCUAGUGGGCAACAACAACUAUCCAUCCAAAAGGCUAACCAUGGAUAACCAUUCUUACAACUUCCCCUCAGACUGCACCCCGCUCACCAACUGUAAGUCUGCCCGUAAGCAGGCUGGAUCCACGGUGGUGAACAUGGGUAACAUCGGCAAGAAUCCUCCCAAAGACUAUCUGGUCUGGUCGCUGUGCAACACCCUGUACGUGAACUUCUGCUGUCUGGGAUUCAUGGCGCUCAUCUACUCCAUCAAGGCCAGGGAUCAGAAGACUCAAGGAAACCUUCAGCUGGCCCAGGAGUGCUCGGAUAAAGCCAAGUGGUACAACAUCCUGGCAGCCGGCUGGAACCUUCUGAUCCCUCUCCUGGCCGUCGUCCUACUCGUUCUCCUGCUUGUCCACCUGGGAACGUCCCAGGGGUCCUAUGAUUUCUUGGGAGAGGACGGCUUGCAAAACUUCAUGAAACUGUUCAGCUGGUAGAUGGAUAUAAAGGGUAACAAAGGACGAAAUAAAUAGUCUCAAAGUCAACCAAUUGGCACUAAUGGGGAGAGGGUAUUUGACUGGAUUCAGGAGUUGUUGAAAAGCCUAAAUAAUUGAAUCCAGUUUAAACUGAGUAUUUUCCACAUGGAAACUAGAAUCAAUGUGUGCUGGGAUUCACUAAAAUCACCAUAUUCACUGGUUAUAAAUGUAAGCCUUGGUUUAAUCACUAGAAGAAUCUCAUUUUAGGGAUGCAUUAAUACUAAAGUUAAUCUCAAAAUGUGGCCAAAAAUAAAAAAUGAAACAGGACAUUAAACGGUAGAUUGUAUAAAAUGUGGACACGGUCUCUGUGACAUCAACCAUUGGUUUCUGAAGAAGCUUUAUGAAGUCCAAAGAUGACGGCUGACAUUUUGGAAAUGCUGAGUUCAACUAUCUUUUUCCUCAGCCAGAGACCAGCAUAGAAGUGGAGCUAAGGCCAUAGCUUAGCCUCAUUGCAAACAGCCAUAACGUGACCACCUGUCAAUCAAAUCAUCCAUGCCCCUAAUUAUGACUUAUCAUAACUCUUAGCCUUCAAACUCUGUAAUCAUAACAGAUAUGUUUUGAGACCAGGCUGUAGAUAUGAUUCAUUGGUAUUUUAACACAGGCUCUGAAGGGGUUCCCAUGGCUUUUGGAGCCAGCCUCAAGUGGACUUUGAGGAACUGCAUUUUUUUCCACUUCCAUUUUGGCUUCAUUUUUCAGAACUGGAAGUCACCACCUGCAUUAAACCACAUAUAGAAAUGUUCACUAUGUAUAAAAACAAACUCUUUGGGAGCACCAUGAGUUUGUAUGGCAUCAGUAUUAGUGCAUCCCUAAUGGCUACAUCAGUGUAAAAGGAAGUCGACAGUUUUCCACACGCAGUCAGUUAAUAUGUGACAUUGAUCACAGACUGAAACAACAAACAGAAAGUUUCUAACAGAAAGACAAGGGGCUGAAUCCAGGCUGAGAGACAAAGCAAGCAGCUACUCUGGGUCAUUUUGAUCGUAUUUAUUGUUAUAUUUAUGUUGGAUAGAGAUUUCAAUGACAGCUUAAAUGAUCUGUGGUCAGGUUAGACAAAGAGAGAGAGAAAGAGCAGAGGAGCCAGAGUCUGAACGCCACGAUGAUGAGAAGCCACUUGACAAAGGACAAUCAACCUUCACCUCCCACCCGCAGUCACUUAUUUUCCUUCCUUCAACAGAUAUUUUUGAUUUUACUACGAUUUCCACAUACGUCUAUUUUUUGUCAUUAUUCAUGUGUUUUUAUUGUGUCAAGAAUUUUACGUAAUCUUAAUACUGACCUCUUGUGAGUGAGCUUAAUAAACCAGAUACUGUUCAUUCAGUAUUUUAUUGAAAGACGUUCAGUCUUAACUUUCACUUACUUUCUUAAAGUUGACUUGAAUUGUUCAGGGCCUUUCUCUUCUCAGCCAUGAUUUACUCUAAAUGUGUCUUACACAUCUUCUGCUGCACCUGCCCCCAACUUUUGAUUAUUUUGGGCCUCAUAAGUUUGAGUUUGAGGCCAGUUUUGAGGGAACAGACAAGGCAUGGUUGUUUAAACCCCAGCUGUGAUCCUCCUGCUGCACCAACUAUAUACAGAUCAUCCCUUUUUAGGAUGGUUGCCCUCAGCUGUGAGGCAGGGCCGCCCAGACAGACCACUACAGAGGAGGCCUGCUGUUUAUUUCCACUCCAUAUGCUGUCAGUCUGCAGAUUAAAUUGUGCAUGUUUGUGAAAUACUUUAUUUAUAAGAUCUUUACUGGUUACCUUGAACUGAUCAAAUCAAGGGACUUUUGUUGUUCAGAAUCUGAAUCUGGGACUUUGUCGUCUGUACUAUUAGUUCAUCUUGUGAUAUAUGGUGCAUUACAGUAAACAUAAAAAAUAGGAAACAGUGUUAAAAGAAGCACUUGUACAGUUGAGCACCAUAAAAAAAAGUGAUAUGAAU
Messenger RNA from Notolabrus celidotus (New Zealand spotty), 3224 nucleotides. Its product is annotated as interferon-induced transmembrane protein 5-like. Lineage: Eukaryota; Metazoa; Chordata; Actinopteri; Labriformes; Labridae. Gene Ontology annotation, cellular component: plasma membrane. Bases 849 to 1277 code for a protein of 142 amino acids. The transcript is spliced from 3 exons. The record is from RefSeq and is a predicted model, not a curated record.